Diachasmimorpha longicaudata is the source of this 2843-nucleotide messenger RNA. It is a transcript of the gene Cyp4aa1, whose product is annotated as probable cytochrome P450 4aa1. Gene Ontology annotation, molecular function: heme binding; oxidoreductase activity, acting on paired donors, with incorporation or reduction of molecular oxygen; iron ion binding. Lineage: Eukaryota; Metazoa; Arthropoda; Insecta; Hymenoptera; Braconidae. Bases 1291 to 2760 code for a protein of 489 amino acids. The record is from RefSeq and is a predicted model, not a curated record. The transcript is spliced from 7 exons.
UGCGAUUCUGGGCUGUUGCCGUGAUCUUCACCAAUUAUUUUUGUCUGUUUUUACUCGGUGAUGAGAUCAAUGAACGAUCCUCGAGGGAUACAUCACCGAGAAGACCGCAGGGGGCCCUAGGAUGACCGCCUUCUGCAUUUGGCCAGCCAAUACGAAGGCUUUUCGCACACAGGCCGGGUACUUGUCAGGCCCCACUCUGGAUGACUGCUUCAGGCCCUCAAGGGAGCCCACGAUAAGGGCAAUUUUCGGUGCCUUCGAACCCCAAUUCAAUUGAUGUACCUAAACAGGACUGGCUGGUACCUGAAUUAUUGCUCCUCCUCUUUGGCGAGAUAUUGCCCUCAGCCGGAAGCGAAAACUCGAUUAAAUAGUAAUAAUUUCAAAGCAAUAGUAGCAUUAGGAUUCGAUAAUUAAUAUGUUAUUAAAUUAAUAUGGUCUUAGUGGCAAUGUCAAAGGCAUCGCAAGGUCUUUGUCCAAUAAAAAAUGUGAAAUUUUGUAACAAACCAUUAUAAAAUAUAAAAAAACCCAUUCACAAUCGAAACACAUGUUCGCAACAACUUGGGCGGUUUGCGAAUUUCAUUAAUGCCUGGGUAGAGGUGAAAAAAAAAUUCAAUAAGGAAAUCGAAACGCGAACGGCAUACGUGACACGAUUCGAAACUGCUUAAUAAUUAAACGACUAUUUCUUUAAAUACAUUUUCAUUGUUGUCCUCUCACUUUCUGGCCAGUUGUACGGAUUUUCUCCUUUCGAGUGGACAAUUUCUAAAUUCAAGAGUGUUAACAAAUCAGAUCAAUAAAUAAUGAGAUAAAUAAUGGAUUGUAAUGAAAAACCUGAAAACCCCACUGUUCCACGAACUUGGAAAAUAAGUUUUAAUUAAUGUAUUUCGAAUCGAAAAAAUUAAUUACCCGAUUCGGAGAAAAAUAAUUUAUUCAUAAUUAUUUCAGUUCGGAUAUUUGAGAUUAGUCAGUCGUUUAUUUCAAACUUCUCUCUAACGUUCAUUCAUUUGCGGCUGUUAUAAUGUACCUCGAGUGUUUACAUUCAAUUACGAUGAGUGAAAAAAUCACAGAUUGUUCAAUCACUCGGUCGUAACGCGCAAAAGGAGUCGCACACAAUUGCUGUCAGUGUAAAAGAGUUUCUCAUUAGUUCUCGGCAUAUUUUUAUUUCAAUUGAUCGAUUUAAAAAAUCUCCGGUAAUUAAUUAAUUCAAUUUUGGAAUUAAAAAUAAGUAAAUUGUGAACAGUAAAAAUUUGCAGUGAAAUCGUGACAACUACUAGCAGAAUUAAUUGAUAAAUAAUCAUGUGGCAGUCGAUCAUUCGAGAUUUCUGGAUUUUUCCAAUGAUUCUAAUUGUUUAUGGAAUCUGGAGAUUAAGGAACUACCUCCGAGCAGUUAAAUUAAUCUUGACGUUGAAUGGGCCGAGGAUUGUUCCUUUUUUAGGGAAUACAGGAUAUCUUUACGAUGAAGAUCUGCUGAAAACAAUGUCCCACACCGCGUAUACGACGUACGGCUCAUUUUUUCGUCUCUGGGUAACAGCAUUUCCCUUCGUCGUACUCCUGGAGCCCCGUGACAUCCAGCAAGUCCUUAGCAGCACCAAACACACGGACAAAGUCCUAUUCUACAAAUUGCUGCAUAAUUUUCUCGGCAAAGGACUCAUAACGAGUGAUGUGUCAACAUGGAAAUCUCAUCGUAAAAUACUCCAGCCGAUAUUCCAUGUCAACGUUCUUGAGCAAUUCGUGAGGACCUUCAACCGCUCUUCCAAGACUUUGGUGAAGUGUUUGGAGGGCUCUGGAGAGCUAGGCGUCGAUAUCACUCGCACCGUUAAUGAUUCUGUCUACGAAAUCCUCAACGAGACAAUUCUAGGGAACAAGAAGGAAUGCGAGAUUUCGAACUCACCCUUCCGAAAGGGUCAGCUCCUGUUCUCGUACCGACUGACCCGACCUUGGCUCCUCCUGGACUGGAUCUACCGGAGGACAAGCCACGGAAAGCGUGAGCAGAGCCACAGGGACGACCUCUCCCUCGCCUGCGAGAGGGUCCUCAAAUCCGCCGGGAAAUCCAACAGCAUUUCCCUCCUGGAGUUGAUGGUAGAGGCCCAGGGGAAGCACAAGGACUUCUCGAACGACGACGUGAGGAACGAGUGCUGCACGUUCAUGCUGGCGGGACAGGACUCGGUGGGCUCCGCCUUGGCUCUGACCCUUUUCAUGCUGGCGAAACACAAAAAGUGGCAGGAGAGGUGCCACGAGGAGCUGACGAGGAUUUUCGGGGAAGGCCAGAGGGACCCGGAGGUGAGCGACCUGCGGGAGAUGCGGUGCCUCGAGAUGUGUAUCAAGGAGACCCUGCGCCUGUACCCGAGCGUUCCCUUCUUCGCUAGGACUCUUGGGGAGGACGUGAAAAUAGGAGAGAAGAUCAUCCCGAAAGGCUGUGGAGUGUUAAUAAUGCCGUACAGCACCCACAGGCUCCCCCAUCAUUAUCCGGACCCCCACGAUUUCAAUCCAGAGAGAUUCAACUCGGAAAAUUCAUCUCAAAGACAUCCCUAUGCCUACCUCCCGUUCAGCGCUGGCCCCAGGAACUGUAUCGGGUACAAGUUCGCACUGCUGGAGAUGAAGUCGCUCAUCAGUGCAGUUUUACGAAGAUUUCACCUGGACGUGGCGCCCGGGAGAGAGGAAAUUUCACCAAAAUUUCGAGUCACCGUCCGGGUGAAAGGGGGAGUGUGGGUCAAAGCUCGCCCCAGAGACCAUUCAGGAGGAAAAAAUUUAGAAUAUUGUAGAUAGAAAAAUUCACUCAGUUUAUUGAUGAGAGAAAAUGGGUUUUUUAUUCAUUUUAUGUUUUAAAUAAAAAAAUAUUUAAAAACCAA